UGUGGAGUACUAUAUUGGCUAUUUGGUGGUAAAAUCCUGAAUCCUGGAAGUCCAGGACAUGUUACUAAGUGGUUGCCAGUACUCCAGGAACAAAAAUACACUGGGAUGUUUGCAAUGACUGAGAGGGGCCAUGGGAGCAACGUGAAAAGGAUUCAGACUGAAGCUACCUUUGACCUUGCUGCACAGGAGUUUGUCAUGGACACACCAUGUGAAAAUGCCCAGAAGAUGUACAUUAGAAAUGCCAUGAGUGGGAAUUAUGCAGCUGUCUUUGCCCAGCUCCUUAUAACGGGAAGAUCUCAAGGGGCCCACUGUUUUAUUGUUCCUAUUUGGGAUGAAAAUGGAAGCUUGUACCCAGGAGUGACAGCUAUUGCUAUGAUGCACAAAGAAGGUCUGAAUGGUGUGGAUAAUGGGAUUUUAGUAUUUGACAAGGUUCAGAUACCCAGGGAGAACCUGCUGGAUAAGUUUGGUUCUGUGACUCCAGAUGGACAGUACUAUUUGUCUAUUAAGAACAAGUAUGCGAGAUUCAAUGUGAUGCUGGCAGCACUGACCUCUUCAAGAUUAGCGGUGGCCUUCCAAGCUAUGGGCAGUAUGAAGCUUGGGUUGACAAUAGCCAUUCGUUACAGCCACAGCCAGAGACAAUUUGGUCCUGAGGCCAGAGAAGAGGUGAAGAUCAUUGAGCAAAAACACACCUCUCUCCCGCUGAAGCCUCACCUGGACACAGUGUUGGUCUUGACCUUUGCCAGCAGGUAUGCUGGAGUCCUCCUGGAUGAGGACAUCUUCCAAGGAAAAGAUCUCAUCAAUAAUCAUUCCCUGCAGGCUUUGGUGGCAGGACUGAAGGCCUACAGUACCUGGGAAAAUAUCCACUGCCUGCAGGAUUGCCGCGAGUGCACUGGAGGCAUGGUUGUGGCCCAGGAACUAUUGGCUCAAUACACCAAGCGGUAUAAAGAAAAACGGCUCUUUGCUCUGCUUCAGAGCUGGGUGGCACUUGCUGUGGACCAGCUGAGAACCAGCUUCCUGGCAUUUAACUGGGACACAGUUGGUCACCUCACCUUUCUCUUGAAAGCAAUAAAUUUUUGAGAAGGGGUUCUUCAGUGGAGUUUGGUGGCCAGAAUUUAUCAUAAGGUGGUGAGCAAGCAAGAAGACAUCUUUGUGUGGAACUCCAGUCUGCACCAUGUCACCUCCCUGUCUCUGGCCCACAUUCACAGAGUUACAUUACAGCAGUUCUCACUGGCAGUGCAGAGCUGUCCUGACCCCAUGGACCAGGCUUUGUUAAUGAAGUUUUGCCCGCUGUAUGGAACCAAGCUAGUGUUCCAGGAGCGAGCCUGGAAUUUAGAACAGAAGUACUUGAAUCCCAUGACCAGCUUGAGGAUCAGGAAUCAGUGGCUGCACCCGUGCGCGUCGGUGAAGAAUGAUGCCCUGAGGGUGGGGUCUGCCUUGAACAUUCCACUCGCCGACCUCCAAGCGCCCAUAGCGGGAAUCCCCGACCCGCAGGCCUCCUGGGCCCUCUAUCCCGCGCCCGCGGAGCCAGCCGCCCGCCCUCCAGCCCCGCGCCCCGCGGCCAGAGCCGCGGGCCAAGCUGUAUUUACCGGGUCGCAAGGGCAGGGCGACGCUCGGACCACGCGACUUGGCGGCGUGGUUCUUUUGCGGGUCGUGCUUCGCGUCGCCCGACGCCCGAGGUGGCACCGGAGGCACAAAUCUCGACGGGAGCCACCGCCGAGGGCCACGGCAGCGAUUCCCGCGGUUAGGACAGGUCUCGGCUUCCUAGAGUCCAGUCUGUUCGCGAUAUCCACGCCCUCGACCUUUCCCUCUUGCUACGAACUCCCCGGGCCGGACCGGCGUGCUUCCUCUAGCCGGUCCUUCGCCCCCCGCUCGGGACGCACCCGAGACUAA
Molecule: messenger RNA, 1890 nt
Organism: Dipodomys spectabilis (banner-tailed kangaroo rat)
Lineage: Eukaryota; Metazoa; Chordata; Mammalia; Rodentia; Heteromyidae
Gene: Acoxl
Product: acyl-CoA oxidase like
Biological process (GO): fatty acid beta-oxidation using acyl-CoA oxidase; lipid homeostasis
Cellular component (GO): peroxisome
Molecular function (GO): fatty acid binding; FAD binding; acyl-CoA oxidase activity
Source: RefSeq, a predicted model, not a curated record